GCUACAGAGUACAGACCUUAGGAUUAUACUCCGCACUCCUAUAUUCAAUCUCUCUCCUUUAUCUCACUCUCCUCUCUUUCUCUCUCUCUCUCUCUCUCUCUCUCUCUCUCUCUGUAUGUGACUCUCUCAGUACUAGGGUCUAUAGGUUGCUACUGUUAGAAGACACUGUGGAAGCGGUAGGGGGAGUAGCUGGGACUUUGGCAUUGAUGCCUUCAUAAGGACUGGAGCUCGUUGUCUAGUGGAUCGCAACCUGGACUGGACUCAGCUCUGGGACUUGGUUGAGGAACUGUUGGGACUUGGUUGAGGGACUGUCGGGUCGUGGUGGAGGAACCGUUGGGACGUGGUUGAUGGACUGUUGGGACUUUAGCAAGUCUUCCAGGAAGAUUUGUAGACUCUUUUGGAGCAGAGAGUUAAGGAUCCGGUCCUGUCCUCAACUUGUCUCUCUGUGGGUCCAUGAGUGGAUAGCAGGUCUGUGUGAUUUGGUGUGUGUGUGAACAUUCUUGUGUGUGUGUGAGUGAGUGUGUGACUUGGUGUGUGUGUGAGUGUGUGUGUGACUUGUUGUGUGAGAGUUCCUGUGCGACUUGGUGUGUGUGAUUCGGUGUGUGUGACUUGGUGUGUGUGAGCUUUCCUCAGUGUGUGUGUGUGUGUGCGUGUGUGUGAGUUAGUGAGUGUGUGUGUGAUUUAGUGUGUGUGAGUGAGUGUGUGACUUGGUGUGUGUAAGUGUGUGUGUGAUUUGGUGUGUGUGAGCUUUCCUGAGUGUGUUUGUGUGUGUGCCUGUGUGUGCGUGUGCGUGUGUGUGAGUGAGUGUGUGAUUUAGUGUGUGUGAGCUUUCCUGAGUGUGUGUGUGUGUGUGCCUGUGUGUGCGUGUGUGUGAGUGAGUGUGUGAUUUAGUGUGUGUGAGUGAGUGUGUGACUUGGUGUGUGUGAGCGUUCCUGUGUGUGUGUGUGUGUGUGUGUGUGUGUGUGUGCGUGUGUGUGUGUGUGUGUGUGUGUGCUAGCUCAGCCAGGAUGAGUGUCCCCAUGUUAAAGAUAGGAGCGGUGCUGAGCACCAUGGCCAUGGUCACUAACUGGAUGUCCCAGACACUGCCCUCUCUAGUGGGGCUCAACGCCACCAGUCCUGACGGGAACCACCAGAGGAUCAUCAGCGCAUUGUAUCCGGGUCCAGAUGAAGGCUGGCAGGUAUACAGCUCGGCAUCGGACCCUGAUGGGAAGUGUGUGUGUACAGUGGUUGCUCCCGCUCAGAACCUCUGCAAACGAGACCCCCGCAGCCGUCAGCUACGCCUACUCACAGAACAGGUGCAGAACGUGAGUCAGUCUAUGGAGGUGAUGGAUCUGAGUACGUCUAGAGACCUGCAGUAUGUCAGAGAUACUGAACCACUACUGAGAGGAGUAGACGGACACAUACAUACCUACACCACCAACCCACGCAGACUCACUAAGAAGGGCCUGCAGGAGUUGAAGGGUCAGAUGUCUCAGCUGCGCCCCCUGUUGUCGGUGAUUGACCAGUACAGGUUAGACCUCCAGACCCUGGCCGUGCUCCGAGCGGAGGUCCUUAACCUGUCGAUCAUCCUGACAGCCAUUCAGGAGGAGGUGGGGGCCUACGACUAUGAAGAACUACAACAGAGAGUGCUACUGCUGGAGACUAGGCUGCACGCCUGUAUGAACAAACUGGGCUGUGGGCGAUUAACAGGGGUGAGCAUCCCUAUCACUGUUAGAGCGUCGGGCUCCCGCUUCGGAUGCUGGAUGACUGACGCCAUGAUACCCAGCUCCGACAGCAGGGUGUGGUCUAUGGAUGGUUACUAUAAGGGGAGGCGUGUAUUAGAGUACAGGACCAUGGGAGACUUCACUAGAGGACAGAAUUUUGUUCAGCACCUCUUACCUCACCCCUGGGCCGGGACAGGUCAUGUGGUCUACAACGGAUCACUGUACUACAACAAACACCAGAGCAACAUACUGGUGCAGUACCACUUCCGAUCCCGUAACGUGGUGCUCCAGAGGAGUCUGAGUGGAGCAGGUUACAACAACACCUUCCCCUACAGUUGGGGGGGGUCUUCUGACAUAGACCUGAUGGCUGAUGAGACCGGCUUCUGGGCAGUCUACACGUCCAUACCUAACGCUGGGAAUAUACUGGUCAGUCGAUUGGAUCCUCGUUCUCUCGACAUUCUCCAGAGUUGGGACACAGGGUUUCCUAAACGCAGUGCAGGGGAGACCUUCAUGAUCUGUGGUACCCUGUACGUCACCAACUCCCAUCUGGCUGGAGCUAAGGUCCACUUUGCUUAUCACACCAACUCCUCCAGCUAUGAGUACACAGACAUCCCCUUCCACAACCAGUACUCUCACAUCUCCAUGAUGGACUACAACCCCAGAGAGAGGGCCCUCUACACAUGGAACAAUGGACAUCAGGUCAUCUAUAACGUGACCCUGUUUCAUGUUAUACAGAGCGAAGGAUAGAGGAGGAGAGGAGGGGAGGAUGGAAAGGAGAGAGACUGACGGACUAUAUCUCUAUACAGAGAGAGGAGAAGUAGGAGGAGGAGGAGGAGGAGGAG
This is a messenger RNA of Oncorhynchus nerka (sockeye salmon), 2545 nucleotides long. Its product is annotated as noelin-2-like. The coding region runs from base 1008 to 2450 and encodes 480 amino acids. The record is from RefSeq and is a predicted model, not a curated record. NCBI's taxonomy places the organism in Eukaryota, Metazoa, Chordata, Actinopteri, Salmoniformes, Salmonidae. Gene Ontology annotation, biological process: signal transduction. The transcript has 8 exons.